This is a messenger RNA of Staurois parvus, 1386 nucleotides long. The record is from the annotation of a GenBank genome assembly. Lineage: Eukaryota; Metazoa; Chordata; Amphibia; Anura; Ranidae.
AUGUUCCGAUGGCUCCUGGGCGGGAGAGAACCGCAGGCCGGAGCGGAGAAGACCACAGUGUUGAACAUUGGAGAAGAACAGAUCCAGAAUCCAUACACUGAGCUUACAGCGUUAAAAGGUCACCAUGAUAUCGUGCGCUUCGUUGUGCAAGUGGAUGACAACAGGUUUGCCUCAGCUUGUGAUGAUGGAUCAGUCAUGGUGUGGGAUCUUCAGACUGGAGAAGUCCUUUUUGAGUUCCAUGGUCACACUCAGAAGAUUACAGCAAUAGCUGUAUUUCCAGCCAGUGAAACUUAUCAUGUGAAGGCGAACCUGUUACUUACUGCAUCGUCUGAUAAAACAGUAAUUGCUUGGGAUUGUGAAAGUGGACAGCAGUGGCAAAAGGCUUCAGAUUUUUAUUCUACUGUAAAGACUUUGAUAGUUGUGCAAAGCUUGGAUGUCUGGCUUUCUGGUGGGACUGAGCUCCGGGUAUGGACUCGCAAUUUCAACCUCUUGGGAGAGACAGGAUUCUUUUCUGAUGAAGGUAUUGUAGCAUUGAUUGAACUGCCCAAGAACUGUGUGGCGGCAGCAGUUGGAAAAGAUUUGAGAAUCUUUAAAAUAGGCACCACUUCCAAAGAAUUGGAUAAAUGGGAUAUUUUUCAGAUUAAAUGCCUUUCAGGUCAUCAGGACAUUGUUCGAUCUGUGAUAAAUGUCAAUGAGUUAACGUUUGUGAGCGGCUGUGAUGCUGGGGAACUGAUUGUGUGGGAUGCUUUAAACUGGUCUAUCCAAGGUUGUGAAAGAAACUUCCCACACAUAUAUGCACAGCAAGACUCUCCUCCAGAGAAUAGACUGCUACCAACACAAGAGGAGGUUUCCAUACAACACCUGUCGUCUGAUGGAGAGUGUGUCUAUGUGGCAGUGGGAAGGGGAAUUUACGUUUACAAUUUACAUACAAAGAGAGUGAUUGCUUUGCAGAAGAAUGCUCAUGACUCCAGUAUACAGCACAUGGCAAAUAUUCCGAGCAGGCAGCUUGUUUCGUGUUCAGAAGAUGGCAGUGUUCGCAUUUGGGAGUUGAGAUCAAAACCACAGCUCCAGGCAGAGCCUGUGCCAGCAGGUUUUUUCACUAUGUGGGGCUUUGGAAAAGGCAGUAAGCAGUCCAAUCAAGUAGUGAAGAAGACCAAUGAAAAUGGCAUUGUAGCUUCCUUAGAGCUGAUUGGAGAUUUGAUUGGACAUUCUUCUUCUGUAGAGAUGUUCCUGUAUUUUCAAGAUCAUGGCCUAGUCACAUGCUCAGCUGACCAGCUCAUCAUCCUUUGGAAGGAAGGAAAGCGUGAAUCCAGAUUACGUAGUCUUUUGCUUUUUCAGAAAUUAGAGCAAAAUGGAGACUUGCAGCCUCGAUUUUCCCUCCACUAA